GUUGACCCGGAUAUGAUUCCGUCAACAAACACGUGUGAAAGAUUCUAGCAAGCUAGUUAGCCAAGCUAAAAAACGAACAGCACCGUUUUGUGGAAAAAAAUUAUCGACAGGGUAUCACCUAGCACCACCAUGGGGAAAUCCAAACAGAUCGGAAACCACAACAGUACCAGGAAGAAGAGUAUUGGCAAGACAUGGAAGACAAAGAAUUAUAAGAAGCACUUGGACGAAAUCCAUGCAGACAUGAAGCCCUCAGCUGCAGCCAAGUUGCUCAAACAGGAGGUGGACUAUGAUGUCACUGGCAGUGCCCAGCACUACUGUUUACAUUGCGCACGAUAUUUUAUUGACGUGAAAGCCCUGAAGGACCACUUUAAAACCAAAGUGCACAAAAAACGGAUUAAGCUGUUGAAGGAUGAACCCUACACUCAGGCAGAAGCAGAUAGAGCUGCAGGUAUGGGUUCUUAUAUACCUCACAAAACCGUAGAGGUGAAAACACAAGAGGUGGAAGAGAAGAUGGACUGAAUGUGGACUGCUGUUCUUUAAGAACGUCUUACUUUUUGGUGACUCUGAACUAUGGACAUUGCUUUACAUAAAUGCAUUGCCCAUAUAUAUAUGUACAUGCACCUGUAGAUAUGUAAUGUCUGUGGUGCAAAAUGUGAACUUGUUGACAGAAACAAUAAUAAACUAAAAGGAAAUUGAGUUUCUAUUUUAGACAUUUUUCUUUUCUUUUGUGUUAUUGACUAUACGUUUUGUUUUUGUGUAACUCUGUUGUCUUUGUCGCACUGCUUUGCUUUAUCUUGGCCAAGUCGCAGUUGUAAAUGAAAACUUGUUCUCAACUGGCCUACCUGGUUAAAUAAAGGUGAAAAAAAUAAUAAUUUACAAAAUAAUUUGUCAUUCUGACAGCAGGCUUGAGACAAUCUAGUGACAAAUGCAAAAUGUUUAUACAGUCUUUAUUCAAUGCCUGUGCAACCCGUAAAACAUUAAAUAUAGCUCUGAAUUUAGAAUA
Messenger RNA from Salvelinus sp. IW2-2015, 1003 nucleotides. It is a transcript of the gene znf593, whose product is annotated as zinc finger protein 593. Gene Ontology annotation, molecular function: nucleic acid binding; zinc ion binding. The record is from RefSeq and is a predicted model, not a curated record. NCBI's taxonomy places the organism in Eukaryota, Metazoa, Chordata, Actinopteri, Salmoniformes, Salmonidae.